AUGGAUAUCUUCAUGAAAAAUAUAGGCUUUAAUACGACUCAGUAUGAGCUCACGCAAUGUCUGGCCGAUAUUCUCCACCAUGAGCCCUACACUCGGCUAUCGGGCUUGCCUAUCAACUUCAAUGUACGGCUAUUCAAGGACAAGAACGGCGGGGUUCGCCAACAUCGCGGCAUAGGCAUCUUGACUGUCCCCACUCUGGACAUCGGAAACCUCUUUCUACACGAAUACGGCGGCCCAUUCACUACGAAGCGAUGCACUCCUCGCAGUGGCCAAGGUCGCGCGAUCCAAUUUCAGAAAGCUAAUCGCCAGCCGCCUGAUCCCAGCAUCUUGGAGGAUAUACGCCGCCUCCCAUAUCAGGACCCGCAGGCAGUACGACAGCAAAACGAGCGCACUAACUACCUGCAACGAAAUCAAAUCGCCGUCAGCGCCGUCCAGUUUGGGUGGGACUGUCGCGACGCUGUGUUUUCCAUCGAAUGGGAGGAGACAUUCCAGUGGAACGACGCGUAUGUCAUGUUCGACGACGAGCGGCGAGAGAUACGGGUCCGUAUGCGCCACCCCGACUCGCCUGGGAGACUGCUCGCUAUUGCGAUGCGCUACACGCAAAUCAUGAUUAUAUCCGCGCCCCGCCAUUCUGACAAUCCUGCCAUCACGAUCAGCCUCUCCGUCGCGCCUUUCUUCGAGUCUGAGGUACCCAACCCCUCGCAGGACGAUCGCCGCGUUCGCCUACCCCACCUCCCGUUCGGGCAUCAUGAAGACGUCGUUGCUUUCACGUCACUUGCCCUGCGCCUCGUCCUGCCAUCGCAGGAAUCCCUCCGACGAUUCCACGAGGUCGCUGCCGUUGCAGACGUACACCACCUCGACGACUGCGACUACCCCGCUGUCCGUCGAAAUAUCUUCGGUCCCAUCGUUAUGGGCCGCAUACAAGAGUGGCAGCGCCACUUCCCUUGGGCCGUCUCCUUCCAGAUCGAGGGCUUACUCCGCUGCCUACACAUGGGCCCUGACGAGCUUUUGACCUUCAUGCCUAGGGUCCAUGCCAUACACCGGCGCCAUGGCACCUCAUAUACCGCUCUAUUCCUCAAGUACUUCCAGAGUCGGCUGGUUGCUUGGGUGCAGUACGAGGACGAGUCGGAGUCGAUCGACGAGUGCUUCCAGCGCGCGACGAAGGAGUUCGCGAAGCAGGGGCUGAACGAGGUGGUCAAACCGACCGACGGUAGCGUCUUCGACUCACUGCAUGUGAUCGUAACGCCGACGACGAUGAUUCUGGAGGGCCCGUUCCCCGAGCGGUCGAAUCGUAUCAUCCGGAUGUACGACGCGAAGUAUCAUGAUUGCUUCCUGCGCGUGAGCUUCGUGGAAGAGGGGCGGCUGCAGUAUCGGUUCGACAGGGAGGUCGAUGGACGAACGUUCAUUCGCGAGCGCAUUGGGCCUUUGCUGAAAAAGGGCCUUCACAUCGCUGGACACAAGUUCGAGUUCCUUGCGUAUUCGCAGUCGGCGCUGAAGGAGCAUGCUGUUUGGUUCGUCAAACCUUUCCGCCCUGACGGCCAACGCGCCGACGUGAACGCCGCCACCAUCAUCGCCGGUAUCGGUGAUUUCAGCACCAGCAAGGACCGCUUCUGCCCAGCGCGCUACGCCGCCCGUCUCUCGCAGGCCUUCACCGCCACCGACGCCUCCGUCUUUGUCGAGGCGGAGGAGAUCGGUUACCACGACGACAUAUCCACCAGCGAUGGAGCAUACCACUUCACCGACGGCGUGGGGACGAUGUCGAAGGAGAUGGCGAGGGAUACGUGGACGGAGCUGCGUCGGACGAGGAAGAGGGCGCGGAAGAGCAAGGGGACGCCGGCGAGUUUUCAGGUUCGGCUGAUGGGGUCGAAGGGGAUGUUGAGCGUGGAUUAUAAGCUAAGGGGGAGGGCGGUUUGCUUGAGGCCGUCGAUGAUCAAGUUUGAGGCGCCGGAUAGUUUGAACUUGGAGAUCGCGAGGGCGUUUGACAGGCCGGGGAAAUACUACCUCAACCGCCCGCUCAUCAUGCUCCUCGAGGGCCUCGGCGUCCCCUACGAGACCUUCCUCAAAUACCAGGACCUCGCUGUCCGCGAUGCCCACCGUGCCACCGAAUCCCUUGAGCACGCCGCCCGUAUGCUCGAAGCCUUCGGCCUCGGCACCUCCUUCCGCCUCCCCUCCGUCCUCCUUAACCUCGAAAAACUCGGCAUCGACCAUCUCCCCGGGGAUGCCUUCUACGACCGCAUGCUCGAAUUCGCGAUCAACCACGUCCUGCGAGUGCUCAAGAACCACGCGCGCAUCCCGAUCCCGGGCGCAUACACGCUGGUGGGCGUAGCAGAUGUGCAUCGGUAUCUAGCGGAAGGGGAGGUGUUCGCGUGCGUGAAGGAGGUGGAUAGUAAUAGGAUUGAGUAUCUGGAGGGGGAUAUCUUAAUCUCGAGGUCACCGACCAUACAUCCGGGGGAUGUGCAGGUGGUGAGGGCGAUCGGGCGGCCGCCGGCGGGGUCGCCGUUUGCGCAGGAGCCGUUGGCGAAUACUGUCGUGUUUUCGGUCAAAGGUUCAAGACCUUUGCCAUCGAUGCUUGGAGGCGGCGACCUCGAUGGGGACGUGUACAACCUGAUUUGCCUGGAUACGACACAUCCAGAAUUCCGUCCCGCACGAACCUGCGACCCCGCAUCCUACGCUGCGGCCCCCAGGAAAGUACUGGACCGACCAGCCAACAUGGACGACGUAGCCGACUUCGUUUUGGACUUCAUGAGUUUCGAUGUCCUGGGCAUCAUCGCCAUCAACUGGCUGGUCAUCGCAGACCAGAGUCAGGAGAAUAUUUUCGAUAACGACUGCCUGACGCUGUCGCAACUGCAUAGCGAUGCGGUUGACUUUCCGAAGUCGGGACAACCGGUAGAAAUUACCAAGAUCCCCAAGCUCAAGUUCAAGGCGAAGCCCGACUGGAACGCGCCGGAGACAGUCAAUCCUGACUCGGCGAGGUAUUACGAGAGCCAGAGGGCCAUUGGGAAACUCUUCCGCGCCAUCGAGCUCACCGCUGUCCGCACUGUCAACCAAACCUCUCGCGCCCAAGGGCGUAGACGACGCCAACGCCGAACAACCCGCGACGAUGUCGCCGAGUCCCUCUCCGGCCUGAGCAUGGACGACAUCGACGACCCCCUGUUCGACGCCCUCUACGACCGCGUCGCCGCCUACGACAUGAAGGUCAACGAAGAGGCCACGCUGGAGGAGGUUGAGUCCACCGGCCAGCUCUUCCAGCGCUACGUGAACGAGCUGCGCAGCAUUUGCGCCACGAACACGCUCUCGCAGUCGCGCGCCGCGAUGCUCACGGAGGAGGAGGCGACCGUCGGCACGAUCGUGCAGAAGACGUCGCAGCCAAGGAAGCGCAAGGAUCAGAUGGCGAAGCUCAGGGAGCAGACGGACUUUUUGGUGAGGGGGAUCAGGGAGGAGAUGGCGGGGGACGACGAUGAUAUCCCGGAGGUGCCGCUGCAUAGGGCGUGGCUGGCGUGGCAGCUGGCGUAUCAGAAGCAGAAGCAGAAGUUGUUUGGGGCGCAGAGCUUCGGGUGGGUGGCGAUGGGUGCUAUCUUUGAGGCGGUGAAGGAGAUCGAGGAUAGAAUGAAGGAGGAGCAGGCGUUUAGGUUUUACUAA
Schizophyllum commune H4-8 is the source of this 3639-nucleotide messenger RNA. RefSeq names its product RdRP-domain-containing protein. The coding region runs from base 1 to 3639 and encodes 1212 amino acids. The transcript is spliced from 6 exons. Gene Ontology annotation, cellular component: nuclear RNA-directed RNA polymerase complex. Gene Ontology annotation, biological process: siRNA processing. The record is from RefSeq and is a predicted model, not a curated record. Lineage: Eukaryota; Fungi; Basidiomycota; Agaricomycetes; Agaricales; Schizophyllaceae. Gene Ontology annotation, molecular function: RNA-directed RNA polymerase activity.